This is a messenger RNA of Solanum dulcamara, 2012 nucleotides long. Its product is annotated as probable pectinesterase/pectinesterase inhibitor 51. Gene Ontology annotation, biological process: cell wall modification. The transcript has 2 exons. Gene Ontology annotation, molecular function: pectinesterase inhibitor activity; pectinesterase activity. NCBI's taxonomy places the organism in Eukaryota, Viridiplantae, Streptophyta, Magnoliopsida, Solanales, Solanaceae. The record is from RefSeq and is a predicted model, not a curated record. The coding region runs from base 142 to 1812 and encodes 556 amino acids.
UUCAUUGGAAAUUUACUUGCCUUAUCCGUAACUAACCUAACGGCCAACUCACAUAAACCAUGCACAAGAAAAUAAAACACCAUUGGAAUUACCUAUACAUAAUCCAAUCCAUAUUCUAAUUUCACAAAAAUAUUCAAUUCAAUGAAAUCUCAAUAUUUUUCUCAAACAUUCUUCUCCCUUUUCCUCUUCUUCUCCUUCUCUUUCUCUUUCUCCGAAUCUCAUUCGGCGAAAAAUUUAAUUACACCCAUUUCCGUCCCUCCUUCUCCUUCUCCCUCUCCGAACAUUCCGGUUGAAAUCCACUUAGCUUGUAAAGCCUCACGCGAUCCACCAACAUGCGAAUCCUCAUUAACGGAACCUUCACACUUUCCGUUAAAUCUAACGUCCGUACAAAUCAUCCUCUCCGCAUUGGGCGUUUCAUCUCAGAAUCUCACUAGUGUUCAAUCGAUGGUGAAGAACCUCCUAGACACCGCCGGCGCCGGCGAUGUUAAUCUCACCGUCGCCGCGAAAAAUUGUUUACAGGGAUUCGAUUAUUCGGCGUACAGGCACAAUCUGACGGCUGCCGCAUUGCCACGUGGCGAAAUCAAGGACGCUCGGGCAUGGAUGAGCGCUGGCUUAGGAUACCAAAUCGGCUGUUCGUCGAAUUUACUGAGAGUAAAUGGAACCCUUCCAGUGGCCGAAACGCUAGAGGCGAUGAAAGGUUUAAUUGGAUUUACUACUAAUGCUUUAUGGAUGAUGGUGAAUUAUGAUAUUCAUGGGAAUGAAACCGGGUCGUGGGCCCCACCCAAAACAGAGCGAGACGGGUUUUGGGAAGCCGGUUCAGGAUCCGGAUUCGGGUUCAACGGUGGGGUUCCAUUGGGUUUGACUCCGAAUGUAACGGUUUGUAAAGUUGGUGGUUGUGAUUAUAGGAUGGUGCAAGAGGCGGUGAAUGCUACCCCGGAUAAUUUGGGGUCCGGAAAGUUUGUGAUACUAAUCAAAGCCGGGUUGUAUGAUGAGAUAGUUCGGGUACCCUUGGAGAAGAGGAAUGUAGUAUUUUUGGGCGAUGGGAUGGGCAAAACUGUCAUUACUGGGUCACGGAGUGUUGGCCUAAUACCUGGAAUGACCACUUAUGAAUCUGCCACCGUUGGAGUAAGUGGUGAUGGAUUCAUGGCCAAUGGCCUAACAAUCCAAAACACAGCCGGUAUCGGUGCCGGACAAGCAGUAGCUUUCCGGUCCGAUAGUGACCUUUCCAUAAUCGAAAAUUGUGAAUUCCUCGGCAAUCAAGACACACUCUACACUCAAUCGUUGCGUCAGUACUACAAAUCAUGUCAAGUUCAGGGAAACGUAGAUUUCAUUUUUGGUAACGCAGCUGCAUUCUUCCAGGACUGUCACAUUCUAGUCACUCCUCGAUUACUCAACCCUGAAAAAGGUGAAACUAAUGCAGUAACGGCUCAUGGUAGGUUAGACCCAGGACAAUCAACAGGAUUCGUAUUUCAAAAUUGUUCCAUCAACGGAACGAAAGAAUACAUGAAUUUGUACCAUGGUAACCCCAAUGUGCACAAAAAUUACCUCGGAAGGCCUUGGAAGGAGUAUUCGAGGACGGUUUUUCUAAAUUGUAAUUUAGAGGUUUUGAUCCGCCCUGAGGGAUGGAUGCCAUGGAGUGGCGAGUUUGCUCUCGCCACGCUUUAUUAUGGUGAAUUUAAUAGUAGUGGUGAUGGAGCUAAUGUAACAGGGAGAGUGCCAUGGAGUAAUCAAAUUCCAGCUGAACAUGUUGAAUCUUACUCGGUUAGGAAUUUUAUUCAAGGUGAUAAGUGGAUACCUUCAACUUCUUGUUAAAAAGGCUCUUCUCUAGGCUUACAAUUUGUUACAAUAUUUAUACAUAAAUUUAGGGCUCGGCCCGUAUGGACAUGAUUUUAAGUCUCGAUGAUUUGAAAUCAAAUUGAUUAAUUUGAAGUUGAAAUUAUAUGUGGACGUAUAAUUUUGAUUUCUUAAGUUGUGUUUUUUAGUUAUAAACAUGAAAACCCUAUAGUUUAUGA